UAGUUGCACAAUAACUCGUCCAGGGGUUUACAUUGAAUUUUGCGUGGUUCACAGAGCAACUGUCCGCCCAAGACUUCCUUUAGAUAGCUCCGCAAACCCCCCUUUCCCAACACCCACUGACUCACCUCACGCGCCGGGCCCCCAAAGUGGCAGUCAGGCUGAAGCACUGGAACGAAACUCAGUGUUGCUAACUGAGACUACUGGUUCAGUACAGUGUCGAAGCGUUAGAGUUGUGGAUAGGUACUUUGCGAAUACCAGUUUCAUCUUGUUGCGGAAAGACUUCCAAUGAAUAUCAAGAAGGACCCUCUGCAGAAACGACGUUCAGAAGAUUUAGUUGUAAGUGGUAAGCAGAUAACUGUAGCUCUUAUCACGCUCGAUAUGGAGAGAUUUUCGGGACUCCAACUUGACAGAUGCCCUCAGUGCCAGGUUACGAGAGAUCUGUCCUAAUCUGUACGGAGCAGCUGACCUGAAAACUACAAAAGCGAACGAACUUUUACAAAGCGCAAAACAUCAGACCAACAAAACGGAACAAACAACUAUGCUUCAUAAGAGUCUUGAACUUUUCAAGCAGGUGACAGUUAACAUAGACCUGGGUGGUAUUUGCAACCAAUACGCCAGUGUGGGUUUCUAUGAGGGUAUCGUGGAGCUGUGUCUGGCAACAGCAGCUGAGCAGGAUAACCAGAACUUAGCUGUUCAUCUUACCCAUACUGGUGAAGAUGCAGGAGAACAGUUGUUGGUGGCUAGAAGGCACUGCUACACUUGUAUUACAAACACACUAAACAAUCUGCUAGCAAUGUCCCAGGGCGCUAGUGGUAUUCACAACAACACAGGCGUCAAGGUAAGCAGCGCGGCAGAAGCAGAGAAGCAGUUGACGACCAUGCUGGACUUCUGUUACCGGAGCAAUGACGAGGUAUUCCACGUCUUUCUGUACGAGUGGCUGAUUGGAAACGGGCUUGUUAACCGGCUCCUUGCCAUUAAGAGCAGUUACUUGGAACCGUAUCUGAGGAGAGCUGCUAAACAGCCUGAUAACCUACAGAUUCUGGAUAUAAUGUGGAAGUAUUACGAGAAAGAGAAGAACUACAGUGCAGCUGCCAGGAUCCUAGCUAAACUAGCAGACCGGGACCGGGACACUGAUAACUUUACCCUGUGGGACCGUAUUGACUACAUAUCACGUGCCAUACUGUGUGCUAAAGCGUGUAGUACUUCGCUCAAUAACGAGGUUACUGCUCCAAAGGCCACUAGAAAGACCGCCAAGUUGCAAGACAAACCGGGAAAUUACAAACACAGAGAGAUGCAUUUCCCUCACAAACACACGAGUAUGGACGUCACACCACGUGGAGUGACUCCACUAAAAAAGACGUAG
Molecule: messenger RNA, 1363 nt
Organism: Bolinopsis microptera
Lineage: Eukaryota; Metazoa; Ctenophora; Tentaculata; Lobata; Bolinopsidae
Product: nuclear pore complex protein Nup155-like
Exons: 10
Coding region: 539-1363 (274 amino acids)
Biological process (GO): transcription-dependent tethering of RNA polymerase II gene DNA at nuclear periphery; protein localization to nuclear inner membrane; protein import into nucleus
Cellular component (GO): nuclear pore inner ring; nuclear pore
Molecular function (GO): structural constituent of nuclear pore
Source: RefSeq, a predicted model, not a curated record